Sphaeroforma arctica JP610 is the source of this 474-nucleotide messenger RNA. RefSeq lists its product as hypothetical. Gene Ontology annotation, biological process: phospholipid catabolic process. The record is from RefSeq and is a predicted model, not a curated record. The transcript has 3 exons. Gene Ontology annotation, molecular function: D-type glycerophospholipase activity. NCBI's taxonomy places the organism in Eukaryota, Ichthyosporea, Ichthyophonida. The annotation marks the transcript as partial. Gene Ontology annotation, cellular component: plasma membrane.
AUGCUAACCUAUUCAAUUUUCACACCGUACAAUCCUGCCCACCGUACCAAUCCUCCUACACACACAGUGGAGGGACCUGGAGCCCUAGACUUACUGCAGAACUUCUUGGAUCGAUGGAACAAGCAAGGCCACAAAUACCUCAACAUGUUGCGAUCGUUUGUGGAUGGCGACAAUCUCAUGCUCACACGAGAAGAGGAAUCAGACUUCUACAAGGAGGACCCUGAGCGCUGGUCUACUCAGCUGUUUCGAAGUAUCGAUGGCCACUCCUCAGACUUCCCCGCCCUGUCCAAACGGGAAAAGGCCGCCGCCUUGGUAAAGAACCACGUGGACAAGAGUAUCCAGACCGCCAUGGUGCAUCACAUCCGUCGCGCCAAAAAGUUUAUUUACAUUGAGAACCAAUACUUCAUUGGCUCCAGUUUAAAUUGGGAGGCCCAUAAGAAAACGGGUGCCAUCAAUCUGGUGCCAUUGGAGGUG